AUGUAUGACACCACUUUAGAUAUUUAUUUCCGGUUCGUGAAACCGUCGGAUGUCGAAGAGCUUCGAGCUCUUUACGAAGAAUGUUUUCCUGUCAGUUAUCCUGAUUCUUGGUUCCAAGAUCUCAUCACUAAACCGUGUUUCAUCGCCUAUGUCGCGCUCGUCAAUGACCGCAUCAUUGGUAUUCUUGUUGCCAAAGUUGUCACCCUCGGUGAAUGUGCCGCGGAGGAUCGUAAAAUUUUGGACAGUCGUUUUCCACUUUCCAGUCAUGUUGCUUAUAUACUGAGUCUGGGUGUUACUGAAGCUUAUCGGUCGAACGGAAUCGCCCUUCAGCUACAGAGUGCCUCUCAAAACCAUGCUAGUCAUGGCGUUCAGAAUACAGACGUCUCCGUCUUGCCAACUAGUCCGUCACCGGGAUGCCCACUCUCUCCAUUCCUUUUUAACUUUGUGAUCGAUGAAAUAAUGAGACGAACGCUGGAGGGUCUCCGAAACCAUGGUGUUCAAAUAGCCUGUGAAGAAAACCUUGUCGAUCUGGAAUAUGCAGACGACAUCGUUCUCAUGUUCGAAGAGGAGGAAAAGGCGCAAGUAUUCUUGGAUGAACUGACCAAAGUCAUCCCGUCCUUUGGUAUGCAUUUUGCACCCACAAAGUGUAAGGUCAUGCUUGUGGACGUGCAGUCACUGAACACGCCCCUUACAAUCCAGGGAGAGGUACUGGAAGUUGUGGAGCGUUUUACGUACCUUGGAAGUUGUAUUAGUUCUGAUUGCAGUGUGACAGAUGAGGUGAAUGCACGAAUCUGCAAGGCUCGGGCCGCGUUUGCUAACUUGAGACACCUAUGGCGUCAGAAUGGUUUAUCCCUGAAUCUGAAGGGACGUGUGUAUCAAGCUACAGUACGGGUUGUUUUGUUCUAUGGCUGUGAGACUUGGCUUAUUCGAGCAGCGGACCUGAGACGUCUUCAGGCGUUCGACAAUCGUUGUCUCAGAACCAUAGCUCGUGUGGGUUGGUGUCGGCGAAUCCGUAACGAGGCAGUUAGAAAGCGUGUUUUCGGUUGUGUAACGGGUACUUCCAUUGAAGAAUGUGUACAGCACCAGAAGCUGCGUUGGUUGGGACAUGUGUUACGUAUGUCGAACCAUCGUUUGCCGAAGAGAGUGCUGUUUUCCAUGCCCAACUCAGAGUGGCGUAAACAGAGAGGUGACCAACCCAUGAGCUGGCAGAGGAGUAUGAAGGAGAUCACGAAACGCUUGGGUACUGUCGGUGCUACUCGCCUUCCAGGAUGGGGACCGCAUGAUCCUCACUUUAGCUGGUUGGAGACACUACAAGAUAUGGCUGCCAACCGAUAUCAGUGGCGUUCUUGUUGUCAGUUUCUAUCCAGAUUGCUUGAGUGA
Opisthorchis viverrini is the source of this 1380-nucleotide messenger RNA. RefSeq lists its product as hypothetical. The record is from RefSeq and is a predicted model, not a curated record. Lineage: Eukaryota; Metazoa; Platyhelminthes; Trematoda; Opisthorchiida; Opisthorchiidae. The coding region runs from base 1 to 1380 and encodes 459 amino acids. Gene Ontology annotation, molecular function: acyltransferase activity, transferring groups other than amino-acyl groups. The transcript has 5 exons.